Messenger RNA from Arvicanthis niloticus (Nile rat), 264 nucleotides. The record is from RefSeq and is a predicted model, not a curated record. NCBI's taxonomy places the organism in Eukaryota, Metazoa, Chordata, Mammalia, Rodentia, Muridae.
AUGGAACAGUGGUUUAUUCUGUGUGGAGCAAGGUGGCCCUUGAGUAGAUAUGCUAGCUCAGUGAUGCUGACUGGCUUCCCACACCUGACUGUGGUACUUCUAGCCAUCAGCAUGUUCUUCACUGCCUGCUUCUUUGUUUACAAGGUCACUUCCUCCAAGUACACACAUGAUAUUUACAAGGAGCUCUUCAUCUCCUUGGUCGCCUCAGUCUUCAUGAGCUUUAAAAUCCUCUUUCUCCUGCUUGUGGUUAGUAUCUACGUCUGA